Messenger RNA from Ictalurus furcatus (blue catfish), 4237 nucleotides. RefSeq names its product taxilin alpha (gene txlna). The record is from RefSeq and is a predicted model, not a curated record. Bases 363 to 1937 code for a protein of 524 amino acids. NCBI's taxonomy places the organism in Eukaryota, Metazoa, Chordata, Actinopteri, Siluriformes, Ictaluridae. The transcript is spliced from 11 exons. Gene Ontology annotation, molecular function: syntaxin binding.
AACUUUAUUCAGUUCAUACAUGUUUAUUUUAGCUUCGAAAAUACUUCUAAACAUGACUGACUUGUUGGCCAAUACUGACUUUUCCCUUCCUGCUUCAUAAAUAAACCCCUUUAACUUGAAAAACAAAAAACAAAAACACCACUAAGGAACUGAAAGUGUCUCAUUUUGUUGUUUUGUUUUGCUUUGGCGCCUCUUUUCCCUCCUCAGUAUUGCAGCCAAGGUGGCAGCAGCUUCGGCGGAAACGGAAUCAUCCAUCCUCCAAUCAGGUUCCAGUCUCUUCUUUCUGUUUCCGGCGUCCGUUGGCUGAAGAAACAAGUCCAUCUACAAACAUUCCUGUGAGCGCUUUAACAUUCCGUUGAAUAAUGAAGAGGCAGGACACUGAGGAUCAGGUGGUGGAUAACAGUGGAGAGUCCAGUGCUGAGGGCACAUCAGAUACUCCGGCUACUCCUGAAGGCACAGAGAGCCCGAAGGAACCGAGCACUCUGACGGAUAACUCUCCAGCUGUUAAUUCUGAAACAGACGAAGCCUCUGGAUCUCAAUCUACCUCCUGUGAUGUGGCUGAGGAGCUUAGCAGACAGCUGGAGGACAUCCUCAACACGUACUGUCAGGUGGAUGGCGGCGAGGACCCAGCUGUAGCUAACGGCCAACCUGACGGCGCUGAGGUCAACGGGCUGGCAGACAGAGAGGACAGCAAAUCCGAGGACGCCAGUCUGAACUGCACCAGCAGUGUGGCGAAGGACCAGAAGAAGCUGCAUGAGAAAAAGAAGGUUAAAGGGCUGGGUAAGGAAAUAACGCUGCUUAUGCAGACGCUGAACACGCUGAGCACCCCCGAAGAAAAACUUGCUGGUCUGUGCAAGAAGUAUGCUGAGCUGCUUGAAGAGCACCGCAACUCUCAGAAGCAGAUGCGAGCUCUGCAGAAGAAGCAGGCCCAGCUGAUCCAGGAAAAGGACCACCUGAGGAACGAGCACAGCAAGGCCAUUCUGGCCCGCAGCAAGCUGGAGAGCCUGUGCCGUGAACUGCAGAGACACAACCGCACGCUCAAGGAGGACGGAGUGCAGCGUGCUCGUCAGGAGGAGGAGAAGAGGAAGGAAGUGACCUCGCACUUUCAAUUAACGUUGAACGACAUCCAGGCGCAGAUGGAGCAGCACAACGAGCGCAACGCCAACUUGCGGCAGGAGAACAUGGAGCUGGCGGAGAAGCUCAAGAAGCUCAUUGAGCAGUACGAGCUUCGGGAGGAACACAUAGAUAAAGUUUUCAAGCACAAAGAUCUACAGCAGCAGCUGGUCGACGCGAAGCUCCACCAGGCUCAGGCCCUGCUCAAAGACUCGGAGGAUCGCCACCAGAAGGAGAAAGAGUUUCUGCUGAAAGAAGCCGUGGAGUCACAGAGGAUGUAUGAACUUAUGAAACAACAAGAAGUUCAUCUGAAACAGCAGUUAUCAUUAUACACCGAGAAGUUUGAAGAGUUUCAGAACACACUCUCCAAAAGCAACGAGGUGUUCACAACCUUCAAGCAAGAGAUGGAGAAGAUGACGAAGAAGAUUAAGAAGCUGGAGAAGGAGACGACCAUGUACAGGUCCCGAUGGGAGAGCAGUAAUAAAGCCCUGCUGGAGAUGGCUGAGGAGAAAACUCUUAGAGAUAAAGAACUGGAGAGCUUGCAGGUGAAGGUGCAGCGGUUGGAGAAGCUGUGCCGUGCCCUGCAGAUCGAACGCAAUGAGCUGAGCAAGAAGGUUCAGGACCUCAGUAGCCCAGCGGACGGCCCGGGCUCGGAGACCGAGACCAAAUCAUCACAGCCAGCCACAGACUCGGCAGAGUGUAGCCCUGCCCACACAAACGACCCAGAGCCAGAGACUCCGCCCAGCACCCACUCUCAGGCGUGUCACUGCAGUCCCGUCCCAGGGGCCGAGUCACAGACGGAGGCGUGUUCAGCCCAGGACUGAAGUAACGCUCCUCUGUCACCGGGUUCGAACCACUCACAAUCUCCCCGGCAGCUCUCCGUCUCUCCGAGCUGUCUCAGCGGUUUUUUGAGGGGGGGUGGGGGGGGCUUUCCGUUCUAUCAGGGAAGAUUGUGCCUUUGAGAUGCUGUGUGUCCACUUUUUUCUCCCUUUACUUCUCUAUUUCCAUCACUCUGAAAAUUUCCUGUUUGUGAGAAGACCCACGCUAACAGGCACUAAGCACCACUGCUGCUUUGGAAUGCUAACCCUGGAGUGCGCUCAUCCUCUUCGUAAUUAUAUUUAAGCGUUAGCCUCGAGUCCUGUCCGCUCGGCUGAAUACAAACUACCAAUUUAGACAGAUGGGAAACCGUAAACUGCUUGAGCACCCCAUAUUAUUGCUUAAGUAAUGAACAGCAACUGUAGUGAAGUGAAAUAUUAAAGCAUCCUGUUUAGUGUCAGGCGUGUGUAUUUUUUUUCUGUUUUUUAUUUUUAUUUAGAGACCCAUUUUAAGGGUCUGCACACUCUAUCCAUUGUUCUUGUAUGUAAUAGAUCAUGUAAUCAAUCUUUUCUCACAGUUUAUCACAAUCAUCUUACUACUCUCAAUUUCUAAGUGUGCACUCGGUGAACGUCACCUUGAAUUCAGUGCCGUCAAAUCGGAUCUUUCGGAACCAGAUCCCCCGCUUUGCACCACAUUGAACCACGAGCGCAACCCCCCCCCCCCCGCCUUAGGACUAUAAUGAGUAUACAUAACCUAAUGUGUUCAUGUAUUCCAUUCCAAACUCUAUAUUCUGUUUCAUUAUUAUUUUUUUAUGCGUUUUAAAUUUUGCUUUUCUUCCACAGAUCUUUGCGUUUUUCAAAACACCGAAUUUGACAUUUUACCAUGUUAUUUUCCCCCACUGUCCCGUCUGGUAAUUUGGCGAAAUUUAACAACCGCUUCUCUUAAGAUCAUUCCAGAAGAGAACACGCACUCGAACGAGGCCACGAACACCGAGUAAAGCGUUUACUACCUUUUUAUUAUUCUCUCGUACGUUUUAAUCACACCUUCGUUUCCUCAUCGUGGACCAUUAUUUUCACAUUUCCUCAUGUUGUUGCUCUUACACUGUACGUCUCUUGGAUAUGAAUGUAUACGGCAACUUGGCAUAAUACAUUUUGGAGAUGCUUCAUUUACAGCCCAGAUCCAGUUUGUUGUGUGACCAGGUUAAAUAAAGAGAUUCUAAAAUGGUAUAUAAAACUCUAUGCAAUUCAAGUGCCGUUCAUCUUCUGUCUAUUAAAUCGAGUGUUAAUAUGCUAGCAAAGGAUUGUACAUUAUUAUAGUCUCAUCGUGGCUUCAGAGUAACAGCGCAAGUAUGUGAAGUCGUGUGUGGCUAGAAUGCAAAAAAAUUACUUAUUUGACAUAACUCGUUUUGUUUUCUUUUUGUACCAGGGUCUCAUGAAUUUUAUUGCUUCAUUAACCUGAACACUAAAUCUCCAUGAGGUCCUACGUGAGUUGAGUAAAUGCCAGGAUCCGCACCGGAUCUUAUUUAACUACGUUCUGUCUUUUACACAGUAACAGCAUGCCACAUUUCAUUGGCUCCUACUGCUCAUUAACGCUGGACACACCCACUGUUAUUGAAGGUACCAAAGAUCUUUUUUGUUUUUGUUUGUUUGUUUUUGUUUUCACACCCUGUAUACAUGGUUUGAGAAAUUAAAGAUAUUACACAGUUAAUCUGCCUACGAGUCUGAAUUCAUUGUUUUCAUUUUGUUUAGAAUUUGCCGUACUGAAACGUCGGUGUGAUUUUAUAGAGUGGAUUUUGUUGUUUUAUACCACAGUGAUGUCAAAUUCUCGAUUCUGAUUGGUCGGAAGGUGUUGAGUCGUUUCCUCUGACAGCAGCUUGGACGCUAGUGCAUUUGUAAUUCAAAUCACAGGUUUAUCUUCAUUCUCAAUAUCUUUAUUCCAAUACAAUGUGUUCAGGAAGUAUUCAUAUCCAGCAUUUUUGUACAUUUUAUUGUGGUACAGUUUUAAUUUAAAUGGUUUAAAUUGGCUUUUUUAUGGCUCUCAGUUUAAACACAAGAAAGAAUUUCUUUUUGGAAAUUGACCCUUUAUUCAGUACUUUUGAAGAAUUGCCUGAUAAUGAUGAUGCAUCACAGCACAGUGAAAUUCUUUUCUUCACAUACCCCAGCAUGUUAGGAAGUUGGGGCUCAGAGUGCAGGGUCAGCCAUGAUACAGCACCCCUGGAGCAGAGAGGGUUAAGGGCCUUGCUCAAGGGCCCAACGGUGGCCUUCCAAUCAGUAACCCGGAGCCUUAACUGCUAUAAGCAUUGCACACC